Molecule: messenger RNA, 1481 nt
Organism: Spodoptera littoralis (African cotton leafworm)
Lineage: Eukaryota; Metazoa; Arthropoda; Insecta; Lepidoptera; Noctuidae
Source: the annotation of a GenBank genome assembly
AUGUCCAAACGCGCAAAAGAUCAUUCACAAAUCAAUCACUUUAUCACAAUACUAAAACGCUAUUUGAUAUACAACAUGUCGAAAAUCAAGGCCGGACCCGUUGUUGAUGUGCUCGGUGAUGAGAUGACCAGAAUUAUCUGGGAUCUCAUCAAGGAAAAACUAAUCUUACCUUUCUUGGACAUCGAACUGCAUGUCUACGAUCUUGGUAUUGAAAACCGUGAUAAGACUGAUGAUCAAGUUACCAUUGAUUGCGCUGAAGCCAUCAAGAAAUACAACGUUGGUAUAAAAUGCGCAACAAUUACCCCCGAUGAAAACAGAGUAGAGGAAUUCAAGCUGAAAAAAAUGUGGAAGAGUCCCAAUGGAACAAUCCGUAACAUUCUCGGCGGCACAGUCUUCAGGGAAGCCAUUAUUUGCAAAAAUAUUCCUCGCCUCGUAACUGGCUGGGAGAAGCCCAUCAUUAUCGGGCGUCACGCUCACGCUGAUCAAUACAAAGCAACCGACUUUGUUGUGCCUGGAGCUGGAACUCUUGAGCUUAUCUGGACUCCUCCCAACGGUGAACCCAUCAAACACGUUGUGAAUGAGUUCAAGGGUGCUGGUGUGGCCCUUGGAAUGUUCAACACUGAUGCGUCGAUCAUCGACUUCGCCCACUCUUCGUUCAAAUAUGCCCUUGACAGGAAAUACCCUCUUUACUUGAGCACAAAGAACACUAUUCUUAAGAAAUACGAUGGUCGCUUCAAGGACAUCUUCCAGGAAAUUUACGAAAGGGAAUACAAGUCCCAAUUCGAUGCAGCUGGUAUUUGGUACGAGCACAGGUUGAUCGAUGAUAUGGUUGCUUACUCCAUGAAGUCCGAGGGUGGAUUUGUCUGGGCUUGCAAGAACUACGACGGAGACGUCCAAUCAGAUUCUGUAGCUCAAGGUUACGGUUCCUUGGGAUUGAUGACAUCUGUGCUGAUUUGCCCCGAUGGAAAGACUGUUGAAGCGGAAGCCGCCCACGGCACAGUCACCAGACACUACCGGUUCUACCAACAAGGAAAGGAGACAUCCACCAACCCAAUUGCGUCAAUCUUUGCGUGGACCAGGGGUCUUCUUCACCGCGCCAAGUUAGACGAUAACGCUGAACUUAAGAACUUCGCCGAGACUCUAGAGAAGGUUUGCAUUGACACAAUCGAAGCUGGCAUUAUGACUAAGGAUCUUGCUAUUUGUAUUAAGGGCAUGAACAAUGUCAAGCGAUCAGAUUACUGUGAAACUUUCGAGUUCAUGGAUAAACUCGCUGAAAACCUCAAGAAGAGUUUGGGAAAGUGACUACCCAAAGAGAAGAAAUUAUGUAACCUAUGAACAAUCUAUACCAAUCAAUUUUUACGAAUGAAUUUUAUACCAUGUCACAAGGGAAUAGGGAUACUUUAUUUAAACCUUAUUUAUAACAUGUAAUUGUAAUUUAUUAUUGUAAUAAAUGCAAUUUUAAAAGACUUACAUUCAAAUUA